This is a messenger RNA of Clarias gariepinus (North African catfish), 744 nucleotides long. It is a transcript of the gene cmc1, whose product is annotated as C-x(9)-C motif containing 1. The record is from RefSeq and is a predicted model, not a curated record. Bases 109 to 432 code for a protein of 107 amino acids. Gene Ontology annotation, cellular component: mitochondrion. The transcript has 4 exons. NCBI's taxonomy places the organism in Eukaryota, Metazoa, Chordata, Actinopteri, Siluriformes, Clariidae.
GGGACCAGCGCGUGUCGGCAGGGUGACAUUGAGCGUGUAGACGUCAUGCGCGUGUUAUAGCGCGUUAUAGCGCGCGCGUUGUGUCGCUGUGAGACUCUAAACUCACUCAUGGAGACUCCAAGCCCAGAUGAGCCCCACCUCAGACAUGUGGAGCGUGAUGUCCUGAUCCCUAAAAUGAUGAGGGAGAAAGCUAAGAAGCUCUGCGCCCAACAAGUUGAAGCUUUCACACGGUGCUGUAAGGACAGCGGGGUGCUCAUGGUGGUGAAGUGCAGAGAGGAGAACAGCGCCCUGAAACAGUGCAUCACCAGCUAUUACACAGAUCCAGCAUUCUAUGAGGAGUGUAAGCAGCAGUACAUCAAAGAGAAGCAGGAGUAUCAGCGCACUGGCAUCCCUGCUAAACACCGCGCACAGAGAGUACCAACCAGCAUGUAGAUCACACACACACACACACACACACACACUGCUGUUUAUAUUCAUGACUAAACCUCAUAUAAAUUCAUAGAGAGUUUUAAUCACAUCAGAUGGAAUUUCCUCCGCUGGGACUCACUUGUGCUCACACACACACACACACAUUGUUUUUUAAUGUACUUUUCUUAUAAUCUUUAAUUUUCUUGCUUCUUGCGAGAUCAUCAGUUUUGUUUGAAAGUGAAAGUCUCUCUCACACACACACAGUUUGUCAGGACACUGAGCUGUGUGUGUGAGAAACCUGUAACUGAUGUGACUUAAUAAAUGUAAUAAACACUG